AUGCAAAACAAGAACAUCAUAAAGCUCAAGAAGUGGAACCUUGUUGCUCUUUGGUCACUUGACAUGAAAGUAGAUACAUGUGCAAUCUGCAGAAACCACAUCAUGGACACAUGUGUGGAAUGCCAGAAUAGCACCGUAACUAACGAAGAGUGCAAAGUAUCAUGGGGUGUUUGCAAUCAUGCAUUCCACACUCACUGCAUCGCAAGAUGGCUAAGCUCAAAAAACGUUUGUCCACUCGACACAAAGAAAUGGGUCUACUACGAUCCCGAACACAAAUAA
Ordospora colligata OC4 is the source of this 279-nucleotide messenger RNA. RefSeq names its product SCF ubiquitin ligase and anaphase-promoting complex protein. The transcript has a single exon. Gene Ontology annotation, cellular component: cullin-RING ubiquitin ligase complex; nucleus. The record is from RefSeq and is a predicted model, not a curated record. The coding region runs from base 1 to 279 and encodes 92 amino acids. Lineage: Eukaryota; Fungi; Microsporidia; Ordosporidae. Gene Ontology annotation, molecular function: zinc ion binding; ubiquitin protein ligase activity; cullin family protein binding. Gene Ontology annotation, biological process: protein ubiquitination; ubiquitin-dependent protein catabolic process.